GGUGCCGCCCUGCGCAUGCGUGACGCCCUGCCCGACUCCGGGCGCUUGCGCGCGUUGCCGCCGCAGGGCCGUGCGGGAGCCAUGGCGCCGCCGGGGCCGGGGCCGGCCGGGCCGUGCCUGCGUUCCGCCAACACGCGCGAGCUCUCCGAGGUCAUGUUCAACAACCGCAGCCCGCGCGCCGUGCUCCCCAUCUGGGUGGACUUCGAGGGCCGGCCGCGCUACUACCCCGUGCUGCGGCCGCGCACCGGGCGGAUCAUGCAUAGCUACCGCGGGCACCUGUGGCUGUUCCGCGACGCGGGCACGCACGACGGGCUGCUCGUCAACCGGCAGGAGCUGUUCGUGGCCGCGCCCGACGUGAGCAAGGCCGACAUCACGCUGCCAGUGUUCACGCUGAAGGAGCGGUGCCUGCAGGUGGUGCGCAGCCUGGUCAGGCCGGGGGACUACCGCAAGCUGGACAUCGUGCGCUCGCUCUACGAGGAGCUGGAGGACCACCCCGACGUCAAGAAGGACCUGCAGCGGCUCUCCCUGGAGAGAAGCGAAAUGUUACGGGACGAAAUCCCCAAAUAAAAGGGAUGUGCAUUCCAAGCCGUGUAGAUAGCAAAGCACCGAGCUUAGGAGGGACAGUCACUGUGAAGUGUGCCGAGAUCUAACGUCUGUAUCGAAGUUCUGGAACAAACUCAGUUGUAUUGUAGAACAUUUGCUAUGCUGGUUGAUCAGAUUCCAAAGAGCAAACAGUGUGCAGGGCUCAGCUCCUGGUGUCAUGCAUUGCUGAGCAGUGACUCUAGUGGCCUGGCACAGAUGGGGCUCAGAGAAGUUUGCUAUGGACUAUUUCAGGACAUUCCAUAGUAACACAAGAUUGGGUUAUCUGUCUGGAGAAAAUGCAUGCAGCUCAACUUCCUCUGUGUUAGAAAGAAAAUUACGCCAAGGAUUAACUUAAUCCAGACUCUAAAAUCAGUGGCAAAGCAGCACCAGGUUUGCUUGAAUGAUUUGUUUUUGGUGGAAAUUCACUCUCUCACACACUAAAUUUACUUUUGAACUGCAAAGCAUGGAGCGUGUUCAUGUGAGAGCUUCCACCAUGGCCUUCUGAGGGCCUGGCCCAAAACUGUGCUGGUGGAAAGAUGACUGUAAGCACUUGGGCUUCUUUGUGUUCAUCAACCCUCGUUGUAGCAACACUGAGGCUGACAAAUUUUUACACAGAACAUGCCUUGAAUGCCUUAUUUGUCCUUUGUUACUGAAUUCCUUCUUGGUUUAUCUCUAGGUGAUGAAACCAUGUCAGCCAUAGAGACUGCAUCUUGGUUUUGGGACCCCUUUCUGCUCUGCACCUCCGUGCCUGCACCCUCAGCUCCCAUGCUGGUAUUCCAGGGAGUGUUCCCAGAAGCUGGGUGCUCUGAGCCCCACCUUGUCCCUUGUCCCAGGGAUUGGUCUUGGGUAGCAUGGUCUGCCCAGGCUGCCGGUGCCCCCUGAGGCGCAGAAGCUUGCCUCAGCUGCAGGCCUGGCUCCCCCUAGCAGAGCUGUGCUUUUCAGCAGGCCAGCUGCACAGAGAGAAAGGUUCUUUGCCUAUAUAUUCUCUUCCACCAUACCUCAAAUACGCAAAUGUGUGUCUGUAUGCCUCUGUGCAUAACUCAAAGCAGUGUUGUUUUUAGCAGAUAGGUGAAUUGUUCCCCCGGCCGCAGGCAGGUGCAGUGUUGCUAGCAGAUAGUAGCAGGCUGUUCUGCGGCAUAAGGUUCUUCACAUUAUGCAAAGAGCUGUAAAACUGAGAAUAUUGACAUAUUCUUUAAGUAUGCAAUGUCUGCCCUUCUUGUGGACUUGUUUUUUCUUAAAUGUUUAUGUAUGAACUGAUCUUUGUUUCUCAUAAAAAUGUAAAUCCAUGUUGACUCUUUGACUC
Molecule: messenger RNA, 1885 nt
Organism: Numida meleagris (helmeted guineafowl)
Lineage: Eukaryota; Metazoa; Chordata; Aves; Galliformes; Numididae
Gene: VHL
Product: von Hippel-Lindau tumor suppressor
Exons: 3
Coding region: 16-567 (183 amino acids)
Source: RefSeq, a predicted model, not a curated record